AGAGAAAAUAAGAAAGAGAAGCAAGUGGCAGUGCUGGCUACCGCAGAGCUGCCUGCGAAGUCGGUGGAUCUGGCUGCAAUUAACCUGACCGAGCUGGUGAAUGGUAUGCUGAACACAGCGCUCAGAGGUACCAAAAAACUCUUCUCUUUGCUGAGCAUCACAUCUUACAGCUCAUUUGCCUUCCACAAAGUGUCAGUCACCAUUUAUAACAUUUCUAACGUGAAAAAUGUUGACCCUGGCAAGUUCCCUAUGAAUUACUGCUACUGUUUGAACAAUGUGACAAAUGACUUGACAGAUUUUACAGCUUUACUUGUUGAUAUUAUUGGAAACUCCACCAGUUUUCUCACAGAAAUUUUCAAAUCCACUUCUAUUCUCUCAGUGCGUCAGAGCAAUGAUUCAGAUUGUAUCUACAUCUGUGUGAUGACAGGGCAGACAGGGAGAAAUCCGUCUGACUUUUGGGAAAUGCUGGAGAAGUCUCCUGUUAUUAAUUACACAUUUUCUAGUAAUACAUCUUCUGACCUGGCUACCAGGUUCCCUCUUGCCCAGAAAGGGGAGGAAAUCCCCGCCACGAGGUUCCCACCAUGGCCAAAGACACUUGAAGCACAAGGAUCAGGAUUUCCAUCACCACAUGUGGAUGCUUCCAGACCCCAAGGCACGGCUGGACCCCCUCCGACUGCUGGGGGGAGCUCGGCCGCAUCGCCAGCCCUACAGCCCAGCCCCACUGACGUGUAUGCAUUUUGGAUGCAAACAGUGUCUCCUCAAGAAACCAGCAAACUCAUGCAAACAGAGCCAGAUUUGCCUUCCUCAGUACUGUCAACGCCACCCCACAGGCCAGGUGUGACACUGAAACUUUACCCAGCUACCAGGUGUCCACAGGCGAUCCUCAAAGAGUCCCGUGUGACCUCGCCUCCUGUCACUGUUAUAGUGCAAAAGAUCAAUCCCUGUGUGAUGGAGCUGUGUAGGUUUUUUCAGCUGUGCCUCUGUGUUGGUCAGAGAAGAUAUUCCAGAAAGGAAGCCAUGAGGUACUGUGUUGAAUACUAUUCCUGGUUCUUGAAAAAUGCAAGUUAUGUCUGUGAAAGAGUCAAAAGACUUACUUACUCCCACACAUUAAAGCAAAAAUGCCUUAAAAACAUUUGUACGUCAGUCUAG
This is a messenger RNA of Nipponia nippon (crested ibis), 1149 nucleotides long. The record is from RefSeq and is a predicted model, not a curated record. Lineage: Eukaryota; Metazoa; Chordata; Aves; Pelecaniformes; Threskiornithidae.